UAUAACAACAACAAAUAUGAAUAUGUCUUGAGACACUUUAAAGAGUGCAGCUUGAGCCUGAACCUUCUGUUGAAUUCAUGUAGUUAUAACAAUGUAUUAACAAACAGUAUAUUGGCAUACAGUAAAAUAAGCUACAUGUAUAUGAUCUGGCAUGUUGCCAUUGUAGUAUGAAAUUGGAAAUAUGAAAUGUCAUUUUAAAAAAAUAUAUAAUGUGAGUAUAUAUCACAUGUGAUUCCUAUUUACAGACCUUUGUUUUCAGAGACAGUAAGUUGACAUGGAAGAGUUCAAUAUAAACUCGGUACAGGUCAUAUUGUGGAAAACCAUGGAAAACCUCAUUGAGGACGACUUCAAGAAGUUCAAGAACCAUUUGAAGGUCAUGAAGGAUGUUCCAUUGUCAAAGCUUGAGAAAGCUGAUCGGGAUGAUACCGUAGAAUUGAUAGUGCAAACAUAUACUGAGGAAUUUGCAGGGAAGACUGUGGUUAACAUCUUAAAGCAGAUGAAUCUCAAUCAGAUGGCCAAUGACCUACAGGAGAAGGUGCUAAAGAUCGAGCUGCAGCCCAUGCUGGAGAAGCAGAAGGCCUUUGAAGAUGCAAGACGAGCCUAUGAACAAAGAGAAGAACAAAUUAAGACUCAGGCCAAGUAUGCAGAGAAGCAGAUCAACAAAGGGUAUAAGAAAUUUGACCAGGCUCUACAAGAUGAAGUGGCAGCAAAAAUAGCUGCACUGAGGGAGGAAGAGGAGCAGAAGAGUCAGAUGAUGAAGGAGAAGAUUGAGAAGAUGAACAGAGAGAUCUCAGCUCUUUCAGACACAAUGAGAGCCAUAGAAGAGAAGAUGAGAAGUGAUGAUGUUACACCCCCGCAGUUCUGAACCCGAACCCACAGCAGCACCAACACCAGAGUGCACACUGCAGGAUCUAGAGAAGGUUCAGAUCAACGUGGCAAAACACCUGGACAACCUGGAGGGCAAACUCAUGAACAAAUUGAUGCAAAAGAUUGGUCAGUAAAAUAAACACACACACAGUGUCCUGUUCCUCUUCUUCAAUACAUAUGGUAAAGGUCUAAUGGAACUGCAGUAAACUCACAGACACGCAGACUGAGGGAGUCAUACAGAUACAUACAUAUAACACAAUUAUUUUUGAAAAAAUAUUCCAUUCUGAUUAUAGAUUAUAGUGUCCUGCACAUGUUCAUUAGUUUGGCUAUCACCAGACUAAGCUCAAUCUUUUAAGAUUGAACAUUAGUCCUGGGAGUCUGCGCUGUAUUUCUACUAAGAGGCAUAGUUCAAAUGACUCUGUAUGCAUUUGGAUAGUCCUUCAACCAAUCAGACCAACGAUCCAGGUGAGCCUGGUGGAUAAGCUAGUU
Molecule: messenger RNA, 1356 nt
Organism: Sardina pilchardus (European sardine)
Lineage: Eukaryota; Metazoa; Chordata; Actinopteri; Clupeiformes; Clupeidae
Product: caspase b-like
Exons: 4
Coding region: 275-865 (196 amino acids)
Source: RefSeq, a predicted model, not a curated record